GACAAUGUCAGCAGGAUCAUCGGAGCGGAGAGAGAAAAUUGGAAAGGAAGGGAAGAGAGAAGCAGCAUCGCAAUGCGGCAGUAGAAUCCUGCCGUUUGGGUUCUUGGGUUCUAGAGCGGAGUGAUAGGGUUUGGACAGUCUUGAGUCGGAAGACGAAGUCAGGGAUUGGCAAUGCGGGAGAUAGUUACCCUGCAGAUUGGCGGAGCCGGGAAUUCUAUAGGCGAUGCGUUCUGGCACGUGAUUUCUCAUGAGCAUGGCGUGGACUACGGCUCCGGACGUUUCGGGGGCACAAGCCCGCUCCAGUUAGAGCGGAUCAACGUAUUUUUUAACGCCACCGCGAGCAAGAGGUUCUACGCCCGGACCAUCAUCAUUGACACGGAGGCUAGCACCAUUCAGCGGUUGAGCUCGAGCAGCCAGUUGUACAGACCGGAAAACUUUGUGGCCGGAUCGGAAAGCGCGGGCAACAACUUCGCUAGGGGCUACCACACCGACGGGGCCGAGAUUCUGGAGCAGGUACUUGAUAGCACGCGUCGGGAAGUGGAGUCCGUAGAUUCCCUGCAGGGCUUUCAGCUGCUCCACUCGAUCGGAGGCGGCACGGGCUCCGGUCUGACCUCUUUGAUCAUGGAGGCGUUGGUGGAGCAGUAUCCGGACAAUCUGCUCUGCAAUUACGUGACCAUACCAUCGCCAAACAUGUCCCAGGUGGUCGUCGAACCGUACAACGCGCUCCUUAGCACUCCCGCACUAGUGAACAACUCGCAUCUUACCUUCUGUUUGGACAAUGAGGCACUUUUUCAGAUAUGCAAUCGGAACCUAAAGAUAAAGAUGUCUGGCUACGAGCACAUCAACCACAUAGUGGCUUUGACUAUGUCUGGGAUUACCACCUGCCUGCGAUUUCCUGGCCAGCUGAACGCCGGACUUCGCAAGAUUUAUGUGAAUAUGGUGCCGUUUCCUCGACUGCACUUCCUCAUACCGGGGUUCGCCCCGCUGGUCACCUGCAAGCAACAGCAGUUUAGCAAGGGAACGGUUUCUGAGCUGGUUCAGCAGAUCUUCUCCAGCAACAACCUCCUCUGCGCCAUUGAUCUGCGCAAGGGAAAGCUCCUGACGGCAGCCGGUAUAUUCCGUGGUCGGAUGUCUCCUCGGGAGGUCGACCAGCUCAUGACCGGAGUUCGGAACAAGAACAUUAACAACUUCGUCGACUGGAUACCGAAUAACAUCAAGACGGCGAUUUGUGACAUUCCGCCCAGGGGCCUCAAGAUGUCGGCCACGUUCAUUGGCAACACGACGGCCAUUCAGUCGCUGUUUCAGCGGCUUCUCGAUGGCUCAACGGCGAUGCUGCGGCGGAAGGCCCAUCUGCACUGGUACACCGGCGAGGGCAUGGAGGAGCAGGAGUUUAUGGACGCACAGCAGGAGCUGCAGGCAAUCAUCGACGACUACCGGAGCAGUGCCGAGGGGGAGGACUCUGGCGGGGGAGGUGGCGGUGGUGGGGGAAGCGGCAGCCAGGACGGCGAGAGCGGCGACGAGGUUCCCGCCGGGCCCAGGUGUACUUACUGCCCUGAGUAAUACCUCCUGCAUCCCAAAUGCCUGGCGGCUGUUUCCCCUUUCCACCAAGCCGAAGAUUCAGGGUAGGGGCUUUCCUUGCAUCCUAGCUAUUUCUUUCGAGCGUUUCACGAGCAUUUUAUACCUUUGCAGGGCAUGUUAAUUUUGUCCAUAUAACUUCCGACCCUAUAACCACCUUCAUCAAAAAGUUCUCGGAAUUUAUUCGGAAAAUUAAAAAUACAAGUUUAUA
Messenger RNA from Drosophila bipectinata, 1786 nucleotides. RefSeq names its product beta-Tubulin at 65B (gene betaTub65B). Gene Ontology annotation, molecular function: structural constituent of cytoskeleton; GTP binding; GTPase activity. Gene Ontology annotation, biological process: microtubule cytoskeleton organization; mitotic cell cycle. The record is from RefSeq and is a predicted model, not a curated record. Gene Ontology annotation, cellular component: microtubule; cytoplasm. NCBI's taxonomy places the organism in Eukaryota, Metazoa, Arthropoda, Insecta, Diptera, Drosophilidae.